AUGGAUCAAUCAUACUUUCUGUUGCCUCUUCUUAUUGAUGGGCAGAGUUCAUCGGGUAACAAUAUCGACGUCUACCUUCGACCUCUCAUCGAUGAGUUACAGUCUUUAUUCGUUGAUGGUGUAGAGACAUAUGAUGCAGACAAAGGGGAAACAUUCACAAUGCGUGCAGCCUUAAUGUGGACAAUUAAUGACUUUCCUGCAUAUGGAAUGCUAUCAGGUUAUUCCGUACACGGUUAUAAAGCAUGUCCUUACUGCCAUGCCGAUACAUCAUCGACAUGGUUGCCCUUUAGCAAAAAAAUCUGUUAUUUCGGUCAUCGACGUAUGUUGGAAGAAGAUCAUCCUUAUAGGGAUGAUGCUGUUCACUUUGAUGGUACUACAGAGCAUAGAAAGGCUCCAGUCCCCCUAUCCGGAAAGGACAUACUUGCUCAGUGGAAUGUUUACGGAAAUAUAACUUUCGGAAAAGUAAAGGAAAAACAGGAAAGACCACAAGGAUGGAACAAAAAAAGUGUUUUCUUUGAAUUGCCCUAUUGGAAGACAAAUACCGUGCGUCACAAUCCGGACGUGAUGCACAUUAAGAAGGGAGUAUCUGAGAACAUACUUAACUUGCUUCUUUGUAAAGAUGGAAAAUCAAAAGACAACCUCCAAGCUCGGAGAGAUUUGCAGCACUUCAACAUUAGAAAAGAAUUGCAUCCUGUACCUAAAGCUGGCUUUUCAGGAUCAUUUAAUAAGAAGAUAAAGACUGUGAAAGGCAAGAUCGAUGGGUUGAAGAGUCAUGAUCACCAUGUUAUUAUGCAACAUCUUCUCCCACUAUCCCUAAGGACUUCUCUUCCAGGAUCCGUUGGUUUAGUGAUCAAUGAACUUUGCACCUUCUUUAGAGAAUUGUGUGCUAAAAAUGUCAAUGACAAGGAGCUAGAAAAGCUAGAGAAAGCAAUACCUUUGAUAUUGUGCAAGCUUGAGAGAAUUUUUCCACCGUCGUUCUUUGAUAUCAUAAUCUACUUGAUUGUUCAUCUUGCAAAAGAGGCUAGACUUGCAGGACCGGUACAAUAUAGGUGGAUGUAUCCUAUAGAAAGGUACCUUUUGACUCUAAAAAAUUAUAUACGAAAUAGAAAUUGGCCAGAGGGUUCUAUUAUGGAAGGUUGUCUCUUGGAGGAAGUAACAACAUUUUGUUCCCGUUAUUUGGAUGAAAAUAUAGAGACAAAGCUCAAUAGACCUGUGAGUAUUCAUGACGGAAAAUAUGGCAAACCAACUUACACAAAAAUGGGACUCACAUUUAUUAAUGAUAUACAUCGAUUUAUCAUCCUCAAUAGCAUAUGCCUCGAGGAAGUUAGAGAAAUUCACAAGGAUGAAUUACGUGAAGAGCAUCCUAAUUGGAAUGUUGAACGAUUGGAAAAACAUCAUCAUGAUAAUUUUUGUAGCUGGUUUAUAAAUUAUGUCCAAGAUCCAAAAGUAGAAUUAACAUUGGAUAAGGAUUUGAGAUGUCUAUCUAAAUAUCCGAGCCGAGAGGUUGCAUACUACAAUGGAUUUGGUGUAAGCGGGUACAAGUUUGAAAUCAAGGAAAUAGAAGAAUCUCGGACCACCCAGAAUAGUGGAAUUGCGGCUAUUGGCACUGAAGGAAUAAUUUACUAUGGGUAUUUAGAUAGAAUACUCGGUAUUCGCUAUCCCGGAAGAGCAAAACUAAUUUAUUUAUUCAAGUGUGUUUGGUAUCAUACAAAAACUGGACAUGGAAAGUGGAGAGAAACAUAUAGGACUUGGAAAGAUGAAUAUGGAUUGACUAGUGUAAACACUAAUCUUUUUGAGUUUGAAGAUGAACCAUAUAUAUUCCCGGAACAAGCAUUUCAAGUAUACUACUCAAAGUGCUUGAAACAUCCUGAAUGGAGUGUUGUUAGCCGAUGGAAGCCUAAGAAUACUUACGAUGUCCCACAAUUUGUGGAUGUUGACAAAGAGGACAAUGCUGAGACAGAUUCUGAUGAUGACGGACUUAGAUUGUUACAAGCUUCUAUUUCUAUAGAUCCAAAUGAAUCUCAGGUUGAGCAUGAAGUUUCAUGGGUUCGGAAUGAUUUUGAACAUGAAAUCAUUGUAGACAUUCCUACAACGUCUAAGGAGUCUGUAAAAAGAAAAAGGUAG
Molecule: messenger RNA, 2124 nt
Organism: Asparagus officinalis (garden asparagus)
Lineage: Eukaryota; Viridiplantae; Streptophyta; Magnoliopsida; Asparagales; Asparagaceae
Exons: 5
Coding region: 1-2124 (707 amino acids)
Source: RefSeq, a predicted model, not a curated record